This is a messenger RNA of Styela clava, 1394 nucleotides long. The record is from RefSeq and is a predicted model, not a curated record. NCBI's taxonomy places the organism in Eukaryota, Metazoa, Chordata, Ascidiacea, Stolidobranchia, Styelidae.
GCAUUUUGGAUCUUAUAUUUAAUGUUUGAAUCCGGCGUGUUUUCAUUUCCUAUCUUUGGCAGUAGUGUUGGGCACUGUUCAAAACCAUGAGUAUAAUACUGGGAGUUUUCUCUGCCUUUGGAACCAUUAUCAUAAUGUUAUGGUUGCACAUCAAACACAAAUGGAAAUUGUUGGAAAAGUGGAACAUACCACAUACCAAACCAACAUUCAGAAAUUUGGGGCACAUGCGGAAUGUGCUGCUUGCUAAAGACAAGAACCAGUUUUUGAAAGUUGGAUGCCCAUAUAUGAACAAUUCAGUUAACAAUACCACAGGACAACAGUGGAAAAGAAUAAGGUCACCGUUAAGUCCAUCUUUUUCGUCUGGCAAGCUCAAACAGAUGGCAUCUAUAGUACCAUCAUGUACACAGAACACUAUUUCUUGUUUGAAAUUGGCUAAAGAUGGUAUUUUCUACCCAAAGAGAGUGAUUGGGGAUCUUACUCUGGAUGUUAUAUGUUCUGCUGCUUUUGGUGUUGAUCUCAAAAUUUCAUCUACUUUCUGUUUCCUUGGAGAAAUAUGCAGAAGUCCUCAACAUUUCGGUUUUUCCAUCUGUCUCACUCGUAAUGAAAUCAUUGGAAAUGCGAUAUUCAUGCUGAUAGCAGGUAAUGAUACAACUGAAACUACAAUCACUUUUCUUCUUUAUAAUCUGUCAACCCAUCCUCAGGUUCAGGAGAAAAUAAUAAAAGAGAUUGAUGAAGUGGUUGCAAGAGAGGGUGAUCUAAAUUACCAGAAUGUCAAUAAGAUUAAAAUUUCGGAUAUGUGUGUUAAAGAAACAUUGAGAAUGUAUGCACCAACCUUAAGAAAUGCACGAUGUGGACAGAAGGAUAUGAGAAUUAAAGGUUUUCUCUUUCCAAAAAAUGUUAUCAUCGAUAUUUCAUUGUAUGAAAUUCAUCAUGAUCCAGAUAUAUGGGACAAACCAUGUGAAUUUCGCCCUGAAAGCCUCUUGGUGCUGGUCCUAGGCAUUGCAUUGGCAUGAGAUUUGCAGUAAUGGAAAUAAAGUUGACUACAUGCAUGCUACUGCAACACAUCAGAUUUGAACCCCAUUCAACACUGACACAUAAACCGCCAUUGAUACCAGUUUUUAAAACUUUGGUGCAGUCGCCUGACAUAGAAUUGAAAGCUGUGUCAAGAACAACCUGAUCAACGGAAAAUACUGUAAACCUAUAUUCUUGCGUACAUCUAUAUCAGUGGCAAUCGAUCUUACUAUGUAUCAUUCAAUAAAUUGUACUCAUGGCCGGCAAUAGAAUAAUGAAAUGAAUGAAACAGGAAUGUAUUAUUAUUUCGUUAGAGAGUUGGGGAUAGGGAUGUUUCGAUUUUUUUUUUCGAAUGUUUCUGAAUUGAAUUUUACUUAGUAUAC